Messenger RNA from Micromonas commoda, 15618 nucleotides. RefSeq lists its product with no specific name. Bases 1 to 15615 code for a protein of 5204 amino acids. The record is from RefSeq and is a predicted model, not a curated record. Gene Ontology annotation, molecular function: cysteine-type deubiquitinase activity; calcium ion binding; K63-linked polyubiquitin modification-dependent protein binding. NCBI's taxonomy places the organism in Eukaryota, Viridiplantae, Chlorophyta, Mamiellophyceae, Mamiellales, Mamiellaceae. Gene Ontology annotation, cellular component: cytoplasm; nucleus. The transcript has a single exon. Gene Ontology annotation, biological process: protein deubiquitination involved in ubiquitin-dependent protein catabolic process.
AUGAAGCUCGUCAUCUCCGGAUGGCUCACCAAGAAGGGUCAGUCCACCGCGUUCAGCAGCGGCAAGCAGUGGCACAGGCGGUACUUCGAGCUCUGGCAGGAGCCCAUGGACGGAACCGCCGCGCUCAAGUACUUCACCUCGGACGAGCCCCACGAAAAACCGAGGGGGAUCGCGCGCGUCCACGCGGGGUCAUCCGUGCGGGUGCUCGACGACGAGGCAUCGCUGAUCGACCACGGGCUCGACAGGUCCCUCGCGGGCAGGCGCGUCUUCGUGUUCCAGGCCACCCCAGCCAAGGACAAGGCCGAACUCGCAAAGGCCAAGUUUUCCUUCUUCCUGGAAGCCGAAAACGCGUCCGUCAUGCACAGCUGGGUCACGGCCCUCUCCGAGGCUAUCGCCGAUAACCGGCAUCACGCCGCGGCGGGCGGCGACGGCGAGGCGGGCGUCGUCGGCGGCGCGUCCGGAGCCGCGGACCUGGACCUGAACGGGGGCGACACAGCUGGCGGCGGCGCCGGGAAGAUCGCCCCCCGGAAGCGAUUCCUGGGCGCGCUGGAACGCGCGGGUUUGUGCGGCCCUUUGGGCGGGCCCGCCAUACCCGCGGUCCCCGGCGCCGUCUGGGAGACCCCCGCGUUCAUCGACUUACUCGCCGACGGGAUGCUGACCCCGGAGGCGAGGGAUCGUCGCCGCGUCGCCCUCUCCACGGGCUCCGCGGAUGGCGCGCUUCGGCCGCUGGUGCGGAGCUCGACCGAAGUCGCGAGAGCGCUGGGGCAGCUGAUGAUGCCGGCGACGGAGGCGGAGCAGCACGCCCUCGCCGACGCCAGGCAGGGGCUCGUCGCGCUCGGGGAUUUAUCCCUCUCGUGCCCCGCAGGGAGCAAGGACAACACGCGGUUUUUGGUGUGGCUCGAGGAGAUUGUCGAGCGAUGCCGUAAUCUUCCGAGGGGGCGGACGCUGCUCUUGCCGGGAGGUUGGUGCACCAAGAACGGCGGGCACCCGCUGGUGUACUCGGUGCGCCGUAACGACGCCGACUUCUCCCUCCUCGUGACCAACACCGGCGACGGGCUGGAGUAUCACCCGCGGGAGGCUGACCCGGUGUUGGACGGUUUUCGAGCCAUGCACACGAUCCAACUGGACGAGAUCGAACCGGCGACGCUGUUCGACUCGUCCUCGUGGGCCUUACUCUACAGGCCCCUGAUCUUCUCGGCGCCCGGUAAGAAGCAGAGCGAGCACAUCUACGGCAAGGUGCUGCCGUUCUUUAACAAGCGGCCGCUCAUGUGCUCCGUCGGUGCCGUCGGCGAGGGAGGCGACAGGGUCGAACACAGGCACCCGCUCGCCGCCGUGUCCCGGGGGGGUGACGCGUCCGGGGCCAGGCUCGCGCUGGAGGCUGCGCGCGCGUGCGUGGCCGCCGCGGAGGGCGUCCACCCCCGUCGUGCCGACGCGCUGGCCGAGAUGGGCGUCAGACACGUCCUGGUCGAAUCCGCUCUUCAGGAUUUGAACUCGUCGAGCGCCGACGUCCUGGGAGCCGCGCCGGCCGCCGCGCUCGAGGCUGCGUGCAGAACGCUCGCCGCGACCGCCGGCCCGUACGCGGACGCGCUCGCGAACGCCACGGCGCAGGAGGCUGCGGCGGCGGGGGUCGCGACGUUCAUGCAGAUGCAGGCGAGGGAGCUGCACCGACAGGCUCGGGAGGCGGCUGAGAAGGCUGCCCGGAUGGCUGGCGCGGCGGCGGCGGCGGCGGGGAUGGGCGCCGACCCCUUCGCGAACAUCGCCGGCGCUCCGCCCGUGGUACCGGGGCUGGAUGACACUCUGAGCUCGUUGCCGCAGCUCGAGGCGUUCAACGGACCGGUCGUCGAGGCGGAGACGUUGGCGAGGGUUAUUCGAUGCGUCGAGGCGGUUAUCCAGAAGACCGCGGCGCUGCGUCAGCCGGCGCUGCUACCUCCGCCGCUGCUGAAGGCUUCCGUGGACGACGGCGACGAGAUCGCGGGCGGGUUUCGCGCGGAUCUCCCCGACAUGCGCACGCCUAGCGCGGCCUGUUCGGCGCCGCUCUACGGGAGACUGGCCAAGUCUAACGAGGACAUCGAGGCUUUGGCGGGUGCCGAGCAGGCUCCCCCGAUUGUUCGCCCGGUGGAGCUUACCUUGGUCCCCGACAGCGUCGCCACCGUCGAGGAAGCCUCGGGGGCGAUGCGCAAGGCCGUGCACUGCUGUGUGCUCCUCGCCAACCAGGCGGAGCUGCUGCCGAACACGUUUCAGCUUCGCGCGUCUCUGUUAACGCACCUCUUCUGCAGCGUCCUCCCGGCUCCUCUCCCGCUGACGCAUCCCCGGCGUCGCGCGGAGUGCUUCUGGGCGUCCCAAACGGUCCGAUACGAGACCCAGGCGGAGCUUCUGAGGUGUCUCAGACUCUUGCUCCUGCAAUUUGGCGCGGCGGCGCUGUCCAUGACCGCGACGAGGUCGUUCGACGCGGCCCGACUCCUCACCCUCGCGUCCUUUGCGACGACGGCGGAUGCGAUUUUGCGUCUCAGGGUGAACGACCAUCCCUCGCCCUUCUGCCUUCACUACAGCGGCGACGCGGACGGACCGGUCACGCCGUUCGGGUUCGAGAUGGGACCUUUCGGGGUGGAGGCGGAGUACCUCCGCUUCCACUGCCCCGAGCGCACGGGGAGGCUGACGCAGGUGCUGGACUACUUCCACGGGAUCAAGGAGGCGGUGACGGACGAUCACAUGGUUUUUCGCUGGGAGAAAUCGGCGGAUUUCGGCGCGGGGGACGCGAGGCUCCUAUCGCAGGUGUGCCUGCAGAUGGGCUUUCCGAUGGAUCCCGACGAACUCCCGUUCUACCUCUCCGGCGAGAGCAGGGAGCUCGGCGACAACUACCCCGAGAUGCCGGUGAUGCGCGACAUCGUGUUCUUCUUCAAGGCGCUGAUGACGCCCACGUCCGAGUCGUUGCCCGAGCUUCGCAGGUGGCGCCCCAGGGACGCCGCGCUGUGGUGGAAGUAUAGACCCGGGCAAGGGUUCGAGACGCACGGGUUCGCGCGGCGCAUGGAGGUUCACCCGUGGAAAGAGGGCGACUCUGGUGAUAAGGGCACCGGGUGGCGGUCCUCCAUGGGCGGGGGUUUUCUCGCCAGCCUCUUCGGGUCUGGCGACAAGCGACCGCGCUGCCCUCCGUCUGGGGGCAACCCCAGCAACCUCGCGGGCAAGGAGGUCAACUCCGAGGAGGACGUGCUGCACCUGCAGAAGCUCCCGACGUUCGACGGUUUACUCCGUCCGAGCGAAUCCGAACUGUUGCUGACGUACCUCACCGCGCCUUACCUUCGUGUGCCGUUGGUGCUGAAACACUUCGCGGAUCCCCAGCGGGUCAGAGCGCUCGGUCACAAGGACGUUCAGGGCGUUCUCGACGCGUGCUUCUUCGAACCGGGGCCUUGGCAGCCCCCGGGCACGGUGGACGUUCCCUCCGAGGUCCCCGCGCCGUCCAGGGCGCACAUGGCGACGCCCUGCGGUUUGCUCCUUCACGAGCUCUCCAACGCUCCGGCGCCGCUCAUUGACGCCGCGGAGGAGAUUUUGGCGAUGACGCUGGAGCUGGACACCGGUCGGCACGACUCGCCGUGCGCCGCGGGGUUACUUUACGCGGUGCGGCUGAUGACGCGCAUGCACUGCUUCGUGCGGUACGCGUUGGUGGAGUCCGGGCUGGGCGGCGAGGUUGACGGGGUCGAGGCUUCGGGCCCGGGGGGUUUCUCGGAGAGCUUCUCGGAGAGCCGAGGAGUCGACGGGACUCGGCGGGACUCGCCGGGGCCGGGUCCGGGACCCGGGGGAUGGGCGGGUGGUUCCGGCGCGCGCGGCGUGCGAUGCCCACCCGCCGCCGCCGCGCCUCUGCUCCACGCCGCUCAUCGUCUGCGCAGGGCCCUGGACGACCGCGUCCUCCCCUGCCUUAAAAGGUGGCUCCACAACGCGGCGAGGUCGGGUGAAAAUCGAGCCGCGUGCGCUAUUCACGCGCACCUGGCCUACCUUCACUGGUGUACCCCCCCGCACGCCAUCACGCGCCGCGCCGCGCAGACGUUGCUCACGGCGCAGGCGUACAUCCUGGUGAACCACAGGUUCGUGGACGCCGCGGAGGCUGGGGCGGGGAGUAAACUGCGGGGUAAGGCGACAGACGCGGGGCGGGUGGACGACGCGCUCGGCUUUGCGCCGUCUGAGAUUUUUGACCUGUUUCAGCGGCAGCGCCGGUCGGUGCUGACGUGGAUGGAACGGAACCCCGCACUCGCUGACGCGGUGCUCGAGGAGGUGGUCCGCGUUCUCACGCUCAACAGCAGCGGUCUGGACGAUUACGGCGACGCCAACGCCGAUAAGGAGAACAAGAUCGUGCCCAAGAAGGGCCUCGCCGGAUGGUUCGGCGGGAAGAAGAAAAACGAGGAGGAGCCGCCCGAGGAAAAGCCCGUCGAAACCGUCCUUCCCGGGGUCAAGGUCGAGUCAAACGCCGAUUUGCGCAAGGUUGACAGGCGUUGGGUGCGCGUCCCCGGUCCUGGAGGCGCCGGACGGUUCAUCCCAGAGACGGAGGCGGCGAGCGCUGCGGCUGCGGCUGGCGUCGAGCUCGUGACGCGACCCGCCGACGAAAAUUCCCCUCAGCCGCCGACUCCCCCCAAGGCGGGCGCGCCCAACGCCGGCGGCGACUCCGACGUCUCCCCAUCCUCCCUGGGCGGCGACGCGCUCACCGGCGCGGCGGCCGUGUCCGCGGACGCCCGAGCCGCGGGGAUAUCGUACGAGGACUGGAUGCGAUCCGUGACCACGAUGGCCGUGGAGAUGGAGAUUAACGCGCAGCUGGGAGAAUUCACGGUGCGCAAGAACAGGCUCAAGGCUUUACAGCACAGCGUUCGGGAGAUGCCCGACUUCAUCGCGGCGCUCGGCCAGACGCUGCUGGCGUCUCACAUCGAGGCCAAGGCGACCCGAGGGUCGAAGACGCUCGCGGACGUUCCCGCCGAGGACGCUCCCCGCGGCGAUACCUUCCGAAGAACCGACGGCGCCAACGCCGGACGCGGGGAGGAGGCCGGCGCCGAGGGCAUCGACGGAGGGGGCGGGGACUCUGACGUCGAAUCCGACGACGACGACGGCGUCGACGGCGUCGUCGUGCACUGCGCCGAGGUGAAGCGCACCGAACACAGGCUCUGGAUGCGACUCGUGGGCCUGCGACACGACGUGCAGCUGUGGGACAAGGACGCACGGGCGCCCGCGCUGCCGUUCAACAGGCCGUAUAAGCCCCUGUUUACCGACACGGACAUCGCGGCGGGCCUCGCGGGCGCCGCGCGCGGCGUCGCGGACCUCGCGGCGUCCGUCGGCGCCGUCGGCUUGGCCGAAUCGGAGCGAUGGAUCUCCGAGCGGCUCGAUCCAGUCGCCGCCGGACCCGCGGCUGGGUACCUGGACGGAGUCGAGCUGUUCCUUCCCGUGCAGACGGUGAAAGGGCCGAUCGCGCACCUCGCGGGUUUCGCGAAGAUGCCCGCCGGGGUGGGCCAGCCUGGGGGCCCGCCUUCGGACGCGUGGGGGUUCGAACCCGGGCAGAACGAACGCUUCCCGGGGGACCCCACCGCCGUCGCCAAGGCGUCCGCCGCGGCCAAGGAUGGAGACAAGAAGGACGACAAGAGGGACCCCGCGACCCCCCCCGCUCAGCUCGGCGCCCUCACCGAGGUGGUCGUCCUGCGGGACCCGCCCCUCGUGCAGGUGUACAGGGUGGAGAGCCACGGACGAAAGUGGCGCAGGGCUCUCGUGUUUGCCUCGUCGGCGUCGUGGUGUCUGGCUGACGUGGACCCCGACGGUCACCCCGCGCUGGAGGAUCCGGCUGAGCGGUACCUGCUCUCCUCGACGCGGCUCGGGGCGGCGUCCUCGUCGCUGGUCAUCUCCAGGCACCUGACGGAGAAGCAGGGCAGGCAGCAGUUCGUGCCCGCGAGGCACCUGCGGGGGUUGAUUCCGGCAGCCAUCUUGAAGGAUUACGCGUUUUGGCAGGAUGAGAAGGGCGACCUUCACGGCGACCCGGUGCCGGGCGCGUCUCACCCGAGGUCGGUCAUACACGCCAAGCUGGUCAAGGGCGCGGGUGCCGACGUCGCCGGGGCGUUCAGCGCCGGCGUCGGUGAGCACGCCGCGGUGAUUCGAAGGAUCCCGCUGCGCAAAGACGACGACGACGCGGACGCUCCCGGGGUGAGGCCCGGCGCGAAGAUCCCAGUCGGUCACGUGAAGGGGCAGUUGACUCUGAUCGACUUACUCUACGCGCCGGCCGUGCUCGGAGAGGCGGCUGACGCUGCCUCAACGCCGUCGGAGACGAAAGCGGCCGCGGUGGCGUUGCGGUCCGUGGCCAGAUGCCUCGCCGCGGUCGAGGGUCUGGCGCACUGCCUCGCGUGGACGGCUGCGCCGGUUGACGCCAGCCGCCUCGGCGGCGGCGGCGGCGUGAUCGGCGCGCUCGCGUCCGCCGCCAAGGCGCUCAACAUCGGCGGCGGCGAGGGAGGCGAUACCGAGGGCCAGCCCACUCACAGAUCCGUCGUCGGGAUCGAUCGAAUCGAGCUUCCCAGGCUGGGCAUCUCCUUCGCGGCGACCGCCGAGGACCCCGCCGAAAGCCGCGACGAAAGCCUCGGCGGCGUCGUCGGCCCGGGCGGCUCCGUCCGGCUCGAAUGCGAGGAGCACGCGGGUCUCUUCCUCUCCGCCAGGCGCUCCCCCGAGCUCGACGCCCUGCUCGUGGGUUUACCCCACUCGCUGCUGCUGGAGGGGCGCGACGGCGCGCUCAGCGUCUUGCUCCCCGCGGGCGCCGCGCCUAGGCCCGCGCUCGAUCGCGCGGCGAGCAACUCCAAAAACGGAACAGCCGCCAAGGACGUCGCCGUCGUCGCCGCGGAGGAGGCGGCCGCGGUCGGGACGAAGGGCUUCGGCACGGACAUGGUCCUCGACCGGUGGGACGCGGAGUGGACGCGAAACGCCUUCCAGGGCGGCGGCGGUCACUACGUGUACCCGGUUCACGGCGGGCACGCGGCGCUCUCCGCGGCUUCGCUGCCCUCGGCGCUGUACCUGGCGCUGCUUCGCUUCCUCGCGAGGCGUUACGCCGACGUGUGCAAGCUGUCCGAUCUGUGCGUCUCGGACAACGCUCCGACCCCGGAGGAGCAACAGCUGUGGCUGGCGUUCGCCGGCGUCGCGAUGGACCCCGCGCCCGACGCGUGCGCGGCUCGGCUCCGACUCUCAGUCGCCGCCUUUGCUACCCCGGCGGAGUCCUUACUGCCGUGGGAUACCCAGGAGGAGUUACGCUCGUACGUGGGGUCGUGGCGGCACGUCAGCGCGUCGUGCAGGCUUUCCGCGAGGGAGGAGCAGGAGCUCCUGGACUCGUGCGACCCGGAGAUGGUGGCGCGUUCGCCGCUCAUGUCCAACCGGGGGAGCUACCUGUAUCUGAGAGCCAACGGUUCGGUCGCCGCCGCCGCCGGUGUGGAGGGUGCCAAAUCCGCGUGCCCCCUCGCGUAUCCCGACGCGCCCAAGCAGAGCACGUACGACGCCGUGGAGGACAGGAGCGCGCUCGAGGAGGGCAUCACGGGCGAGGGACCGCUCGGCGCCCUCGGGGGGCUCAAACACUCGUUUUCGCAGUACGAGGAGAAGGAGGUGACGGGCGUCGCCGCGCUGAAGAAAAUUGGCGAAUGGAUCGACGGCGGCUCGCUCGCCCUCGACGCCUCUCACGGAUUUCCCCUCCUCUACGAGCUCCUCAACGGAUCCGUGCCCCUGCGGGUGCUCCCGAGCGACGACCCGCACAGGUGGGGCAGCGCGCUCAUGCGCUUCGUGCCCCCGGAGCAGUCAUGCAAGCGCGGAACGCUCAUGUCCGUGCUCCGAAUAUUGUCCACGUCGGCUACGCUCGCGAAGAACGCGCCCAAGGUUGAGGAGAAAACGAUGGGCGCCAAGUUCAGCGCGAUGUUCACGCAGGACGGCGCGAUCGGCAUGCUGAUGCGAAGGGUCCAGCCCUACCUGCGCGACCGCGCGGCUCAGCCCGGGGGUAUCCCGAUGACGCUCGCGACCCGGUGGCUGCGCCGGGGAGGGUACGCGGCGCCGGAUAUGGUGGAGGUGCCGGAGCAGUCGGGCGCUACGUCGGGGGGGGUCUCUCGGGACGCCGCGAGGUGGGCGCUGCCGAACUUCGAGGACACCGACCGUGCGUCGCGAGUCUUCCCGCUGUCGCACCAUCUGGGCGGCGAGGCGGGUCCGUGGGGCGGGCCGAACCUCGAGCGAACGAAUCUCGCGGCGCUCGUCGACCAGCCGAUGGCGGAGCUCGGGCUCGAAAAGUACUUCGACGCCGGGUCCGAGACGGCGGACCUGGAGGCGGCUCGCAUCUCCGCGCUCGAAUCCGAAUCGACGCAGCUGGGAUCGGUCAGCGGGUUACCCUUCGACGUCGGGCAGCACGCGGCGGCGACGACCCCGAUCGCGAGGCAGACGUUACAACGGCUCAAGUCUGACGUCAAGGGCGCCGUCGAGAAGAUCAACGCGUCGGGAAAAUCCACCGACGUUAGGGACGUGCUCGCCAGGGCUCACCUCAAGCAUCUCACCCCGGCGGACGCCGCGCGCAUCGCCGAAGAGGCUGUUACCGGGCAGGCCACCGGGCAGGCCACCUCGGACGCCCGACGCGCGCUGCGGCAGAUCCUGGUCGCCAUCCGAGGCUUGAUGGCGCGUGACGUCGCCGCCGCUCGCGAAGCCGCCGCCGCAGCCGCGUCGACGGCUAACGGACUCAGCCGAGACCCCGCGGCUGCGCGAUCCAUGCUCCGACUGGGCCUGAACCGCAGGUCCGGCGCGUGGGCGGAGGCCACCUUCGACGAUCUCAUCGAGGCGCUGCUCGCGAGGGACGGCGCGGGGACGCUGGCGAAGAUCACGCCGGGGGUGGACGUUACUCGAGCGGAGGCUGCGCUUCACCUCGCCGCCGAGGCGCUGCUCCUCAUCUCGAGGCACGCGCUCGGAGCGAGGGCGGCGUUGGCGGCCGAAAACGCGCUCGCGGCGCUCGAUGCCGCGCCCAAGACGGUCGCAAUCGCCGGCCGGGACGCCUGCGUGUUCGAGGUUAGCCUCGCCGCGAAGGGCCUGGCGAACCUGCUCCGAACCAGGAGGUUCUACUUUGACGUGGACCCAUCCGACGUGUCCGGCUUUUCUCGAACGUACGACCCGCGGAUGCUCGUCUUUGAGUACGCGCAGGGCAUCAUCCUGCGAGAGAGGCAGGUGCAGCUGGUGCGGGACUUCACCGCCGCCGCGCUGGACGAGAAGCGACGCAGCGAGUGCGCCCAGAUGCUCAUGGGCGAGGGUAAGACGACGGUGGUGUGCCCGCUCCUGGGUUUCAUGCUCGCGAGCGACGACGCGCUGGUGACGCAGGUUGUGCCGCAGUCCCUCCUGGAAUUUUCCAGGUCCUGCCUGCGCUCAGCGUUCGCCGGCGUCGUGCGGAGGUCCGUGCUGACGUUGCGCUUCGACAGGUUCACCCCGCUGACGCCCGCGCCGCUGUACGCGCUUCGCAAGGCGAAGAGGGCGAGGGCAGUUGUGGUGACGACUCCGACGGCGCUCAAGUCUUUGGUUUUGAAAUUUUUGGAGUGCGCGCACCUCCUCGACCAGAGCAUGGUGGCGAAGAUGGAGGGGGGCCUGGUGGAGGGGCACAUCGGGCGCCUCACGCUUCUCUUCGAGGCGUCUAGCGAGACGAGGAGCAGGUCCGAGCGCGUCGCGGAGGCUGGCGGUCUUCGCCCGUCGGAGAUUGCCGAGAUGCGAAAGGAGGGCGCCGUCGCGGCGGAAAUCGUCAAGCUGUUCCAAUCCGCGGGCGUCCUGAUCCUGGACGAGGUGGACCUCAUCCUCCACCCCUUGCGAUCGGAGCUGCACUGGCCGCUGGGCAGGCGAGUGCCCCUUGACUUUUCCAAGUCCAGGUCCGGCGACGGCCUGCGGUGGAAGCUUCCUUUUUUCCUCAUCGACGGCAUCUUCGCGUGCACUCUCGGCCGAGCCGCCGCGGAGGAGGCGCAGGGCUCCAACGAAGCCGCCGGGAUCGUCAAGCGCAUCGCCGAGGUUGUGAACCGCGCGGUCGAGACCAAGGGGGUGCAGUCCACUCCCCACGUCGUCUUACUGGACCAAUCCUGGUACAACGCCGAGCUCAUGCCCUUGCUGGCGGAGUGGGCCGAGCUGUGGCUCAGGGCUCACGGCGCGGCUCGGGGCGUGGCCGAUCACCACAUGCGCGCGUACCUCACGCGGUCCAAGGGCGCCGCCGAGGCUGCGAGGAUCAUAGAGAAGGAGGCCGAGGACGACUCUCUCAAGAUGAUCAACCUCGCUCGCGAUUGGCUGUGCUCGCUGCUGCCGCACGUGCUGUCCAAGAUAAACCGGGUAUCCUACGGCUUGCUCUCCGCCAAGGACGUUCAGCUGCUGGAGUCCGCGAACGGCUCGCGCGUGCCCACGUCGAGGCGCCUUCUCGCGGUGCCGUUCGUGGGCAAGGACAUCCCGAGCCAGACGAACGAGUUCUCGCACCCCGACGUCGUCAUCGGCCUGACAAUAUGCACCUACAGGCACGAGGGCCUUCGACGCGGCGACUUCCGAAGGGUGCUCCGAAGCUUGCUCGAAAAAUUGGAACAGGAGACUGGGCCCGUCGGUAAGCGACCUAGCGCCAAGAGGUGGGCGGAGUUCGUCCGCAGGUGCGGGCGACGCGUCCGCGGCGAGGCGAGGGAGGCUGCGGCCGCCGCCGCGCGACGCACCGGCGCGCAGCUUCGCGCGUCGGUGACGUCUGUGGGCGCGUCGCGCAUCUCGGGCUUGGUCUCGGGGGCGGCGCCUCGCGGGUCCCAUUCGCAUUCGUCAGCGGUGAACCUGAUGGACGGAUCCGCGGACAGCCUCGAGACGGCGGCGGCGGCGUCGGCGGCGGACGCCCUUACCUCGUCCCAGUCGCACUCGCACUCGUCCGAUUCGGCGGCGCACGUCCAGGCGGCGGCUGCGUUGCUCGCCGCUUCGGAGCACGAGGUUUGGCCGCUCCAGCUGGUGGACCUUCGCGACGGCGACCAGGUGGAGGAGCUCUACCGGCUCAUGCGGCUCGUCCCCGAGGUGAUCGAGUUCUACCUGGACGAUUACGUGUUCCCGAAGACGGCGAAACAUCAGGGGAUGAAGCUGAGCGCGACGGGUCAGGAGCUGGGCGGGGACUUGAUCUUCCCGAGGAGGCUCGGCUUCAGCGGGACGCCUUCCGAUUUGCUCCCGCUGGAGCUCGGCGCCCCGAAGUUCGAGCCCGGGACGGACGCCAAGGUGCUCGCGACCCUCACCGACGUGGACGUCGUGAGCGCGCGGGACCUCGGCGGCGACUGGGACGUUCGCUCUUUGCUUCGGUCGGUCGCGACGGCUGACCCGCCCGUCCACGCGUUGAUCGACGUCGGCGCCCUCGUCACCGGCCUCUCAAACCUCGCCGUCGCCAGGUUCAUGCUCGAGGAGGGCCUCGUUUGGGCGGAAGGGUGCGUGUUCCUCGACGAAGGGGACUGCCAGAUGGUGCUGCUGCGCAAGGGGUGGCACGUGGUGCCGCUCGCGAGACUCGCCGCGCUCGACUCGUCCAAACGAUUCACCUUUUACGAUCAGGUGCACACGACGGGGAUGGACAUCAGGCAGGCGCCCGGAGCCACAGCGGCGCUCACCCUCGGCAAGGAUAUGACCCUUCGCGACUACGCUCAGGGUGCGUGGCGCAUGCGGCAGAUCGGGCGGGGCCAGCGGCUCGAGCUCCUGGUGGUGCCGGAGGUUGCGAAGCUCAUCGCGUCAGCCGCCGCGGCGGGCGAGGGCCGGGGCGCCGCCGGCCGCGCCGCCGAGCUCCAGCAGCUGCGAGACGCCGGGGAACACCGCGAAGCCGACCGACGACGGCUCCGCGACGCCCUCGCGUGGCUCGUCGUCAACGGCAUGCGAUCGGAGAACGUCCAGGCUGGCCUACUCGCGGAGCAACGCGCGGCUAACAUCUGGCGUAAACACGCGUACCGGGGGUUGCUCAAGGCGGGCAUCGCCGUCGCGGGCGUGCAGCCCGCGGGGAUCGGGCGGUACCAGCAGUUCCUCGACGUCUUCAGGGAGCGCGUGUCCUUCGUGGUGUCGAACGCGGUCCCGACCGGCGGAUUCGCGUCCAAGAGGCUGGCGAUGGCGGUGAGCGAACACUCCAGUUUGCUCAUCGACGACCCGGAGGCGUCGCGCGCGCUGCAGAAGAUCCUGCGGGAGGUGGCGGAGACGGAGGAAUCCACCGCCGCGCUCCGCGCUAAGCUCCGCGGCGCCCAGGUUGGCGGUGGGGGUGUCGGCGCGGGCAGGAGCCCGCUGGCGGACAUCGCGGACUUACUCGCCAACGCCGGGGGCACCGCCGGCGACGCUGACGCGGUGGAGAAUGACAAUUUCGACGGCGGCGUCGGCGGAAGCGGCGAACGGGAGCGCUACCUCGACGGCGAGCAGGUCCAGGAGCAGGAGCAGGAGCAGGAGCAGGAGCAGGAGCGAGAGCAGGAGAAGGAGGAGGAGCGGCAGGAGGAGCGCGAGGAGGAGGAGUUUGAGCGUUUGAAGUACUCGAGAGACGACGAGACGCAGCGCGGGUGGAGGGUUGGGGACCUGAAGGAGGAGCCAAACUCGGGUAACUCGCUCGGUUUCCACCCGCUGAACGAGUUCAGCCUCUUCAUGGGCAUCGGUCACCAGACCCCGACGCUUUCCUUCCCGGAUUACCUCCACCUCUCCAAGAACUACUUCCGUCUGGGUUGGUCGCUCAACAGUCACAGGCGGCUCAAGAACCUCAUCAUCGUCAUGGACUGGGUUCCCGACAUGACCGUCACCUUCGGCGAGGAGGACCCGGAGGACGAGGAGGGUUCCCUCAACCCCGCGCACGCGGAGCUGGAAGAUUUCCUGAGCACCCCCGACAAGGGCGGGGAGAAGAGUUUCCUUCAGAGCGUCACGGACGCCUUCCAGGAGUCGGUGGACGCGUUCGCUCAGGCCACCAAGCGAAAGCGACGCAUCAAGUCGAGCUGGAAACCCAGGGAGCUCACCAAGGAACAAGAGGCGGGUUUGCAGUCCGCGUUCACGCUCUUCGACGACGCCGGCAUCGGCAGGCUCGACGAGUCGCAGCUGAGGGAGGUGCUUCGCUCGGCGGAUGCGUGCGUCGGAGGCGACGAGGCGGCGCUGUCGGCGUUGGCUCGGCGAAUCGCGAAUAACGCCUCGGGCGGCGCCGACGCGGGCGUGACGCUCGAGGAUCUCAAGAACGCGGUUCGCAACAUGAACAUAUACGGGAUCCAGGACGGGCGGUACUACGUGGCGCUGUCCCUCGCCGAGGCUGAGUCCCUGAGGGCGGCGAUGCACGGCGCCAAGCGGGAGCUCCUCGAGGGGGCGGGCGACGGUAAGCUGGUCCCCUUCGCGUCCACGGAGGUUGGACUUCGCAUCGCGGCGCCCGGGGGCGGCGGUGCGUUGAUCGAGGCCACCAGCGGGUACGAGCCCGCGGAGCUGUUCCAGGCGGCGACCGCGACGCAGUGCUUUCGAUUCGUGGACUCGCAGGUUGACUUUGAGGACCACGAGCUAUCGCUCCUGCUCCGGUCGCUGCAGGGCAACUCGUGCGCGGACAGGGCUGAAUUCUUCGAGCGCGUCCGAGCCGUGCGACGCCGCGCCAAGACGCCGUGGCAGGCGACGCCCCUCGCCAAGGCGCUGACCACCGCGGACGAGUUUGCGAUGCUCGCGUCGAGGGCCACGUCCGCUCGUGUUCGCGCGGCGCUCCGCAAACACAAGAUGCGACUGCUGGACGCCUUCCGCGCGUUCGACGGGGAGCAGCUCGGCCGCCUGACCUACGAGGGCCUCUACGGCGGUCUCACCUGGCUCGGCAUGGACAUCACCCCGUCCCAGAUGAUGGAACUCGCGGGGAAGAUCGACAAGGCGGGCGACGGCUUCGUGUCAUUCGAGGAAUUCACCGAGGCGUUUGGGCCCGACGAUUACGUAAUCGGUGAUGGGGACGACUCGGACGUCCCGUCGGCUUCGGCUUUGGCCUCGCAAUCCGCGGCCAUGGACGACGACAUCUUCGGGCUCAACGCCAUGAACAACAACGCCGUGAACGCACAAAACUCCAUCGCCGAUCCACUCGGCGCGCUCGGCGCGGACGGCGCCGCCGGGACGGAUGGAUGGGGCGGCGACGAGGACCUCAUCAACUUUGACGGCGCUCAGGGCGCCGGGCGCGUUCGCAUCGAGGCGAGGUCACUCGCCGGUCGGUCGCCGCAAAAGUCCCCGUCCAAAUCGGGCGCGGACGGACCCCGCGCGCCGGUGUCCCGCGAUCCCGCGACGCUCGGGGUGCCGCUGUCCAGGGACAUCCUCGGCGGGUUCAGGCUCGCGCUCAAGCAGCACGGGGCGUUUGAGCGAACGUGGAUGAGCGAGGGGAGCGGGUGCCGCCGGGCCGCGUCGUUUUGGAACGCCAAGAUCGAGACCAGCUCGUUCGCCCGCAACCGCGACCGGGUCUCGCUCGGUUCCUACGCGGUUCCCGCCUACCACGACCCCACCAGGGCGGUGGGUCAGCCGGCCAACGCGCUGGAGAUUGCGGACAACAAGGCGUGGUCCAUGACUGGCUCCGUUCACAUGGCGGGCGUGAUCGACGCGCUGUUUCCGCACCCGGUUCGGUUCAGGCAGGUUUGGGGCCAGGAGUGGAAGCACACGGCCGCCUACGCGUGGGCCGCGGUGUCCCCGCCCGGGUUUAGCGCGCUGGGCAUGGUCCUGACCUCGAGCAGCGCGCCGCCGCCGCUCACCGCGAUGCGGUGCGUGCCGACUCGGUGGACCAAAUCGCCCUCGUCGCAGCCGCGGCUGGUGUGGGAUAACGGCGGCGGCGGGGGAAGGCCGGCGUCCAUCUGGAUCGUCAACUCGCUGGGCACCGCGCACGUCACCGUCGGUUUCGACGCGCCGACGCACGCGGACGGGAUACUGGAGCUGGUUCCCGCCUCGCAGAUGCUCCCCGAGGAUGUCCUGGAUCCCGGCGCCGGCGAUGUUCGAAAGGGCGCCGACAAUAACAAGGCGGUUAAUAAUUCAUCCGGCGCCGACAAUAAGGAGGGUCUGCGCGGCCGAGCGGCGAUGUUCGAAUCCGUCGCGCGGGAGCAGCGGGAGCGCGAGGCCGAGGCGACGCGGCGCGCGCAGGCGGCGCUCAACGCGCGAGGCGCGAGCGGCGACGACCUUCUCAUGGGCGCGGUUGAUUUUCUGACGGGGGGCGGCGUCGGCGAACCCGAGCCGCCGCCGAGGCACGCCGUGGACCACAGGAGGGUGUACGAGGCGUGGUUGGAGGAGGACGAGCGCCCGACGCACAACGCGGGGGAUCCGUUCGGUCUGUCCGGGGGGGGUUCCGGGGGUGGAGCACCCGCGCCGGCGCCCGCGCCGCCUAGAUCCGCCGCGGCGGGUCCGAUGCGGCUGGGCGGCGGGCGGGGCGACAAGGACGUCAAUCCGUUUGCGAGGAUGGAUCCCCUGGGGGGUUUGGGCGGGCUGGGCGUGCCCUCGGCGCCGGCGCCGGCGGUCAGGCCGCCGGCGAUUAACCCGCCGCCGUCGACGCAGACGCGGGACUUGCUGUCGGGGGACUCGCUCGAUCCCCUCGGGGUGUUGGGAGCGGCUCCGGUGAGGGAAAAACCCAAGGAGUCGAUCUUCAACGCGUCGUCGCGGAAACAGUUGAAGAAGAAGGACUGAUGA